AUGGAGACAUUCAAUGUAACUGGAAUGCACUAUUGUCCACUCAUCGAAGUGAUAAAGGAAGCAUUUAGCAGCCCACUGGCUAAGAAGUUUCACCUAUUCCCAUUCAAACAGUUUUUCCAGGCUAAUAGCACAGCUCCUGUUGAACGUGUAUUUGAUGAGGUUUAUACCUCUGACGCAUGGCUACAAGCUCAUGACAAUCUCCAGAAACAACCACCUGAACCAGGGUGUAAUCUUGAGAGAGUUAUUUUAGGCCUAACAUUCUGGUUGGACUCGACACACUUGGGAAGCUUUGGUACAGCCAAAGCCUGGCCAGUCUAUCUGUAUUUUGCCAAUCUUUCAAAGUACAUCUGUGCGUGCCCAAAUUCAGGUGCAUGCAAUCAUGUAGCUUAUAUUCCAUUGAAAGGCACUCAUCGUAAAAGCCAUUAUUCACCCCUUCUCACUCACUGUCGCCGAGAGCUUUUCCUUGCUGUGUGGCAAUCAUUCCUUGAUGAUGAGUUUUUACAUGCUUAUAAGCAUGGUAUAGUUCUCAAGUGUAGCAAUGGGGUUGUUCAUUGCAUAUACCCUUGUGUAUUCACUUACUCGGCAGAUUAUCCUGAGAAGGUCUUGAUAGCAACUACCCGGGAUAUGGGACAAUGUCCCUGCCCACGGUGUUUAGUGCUCAAGUCAGAAAUACCCAAAAUGGGACAAGUACGGGAUUUACAAGCACAAAUAACAAAAGCUCGAAGAUACACUGCAGACAAGAUUAAGACAGCUAGAGAGUUCAUAUACCGUCUUGGUUAUUCAGUCACAAGUUCAGCUGUGGAAGUUAACUCUUUUGCGGAUAGACUCAAUAACACAUCAAAUGUCUUCACAAUGCUUGUUGUUGACAUUAUGCAUGAGUUUGAACUAGGUGUAUGGAAAGCUGUCUUUACACACCUAAUCCAUAUACUGCAUGCUUCAGUAGGGGGCAGUUACACUGUAGCCAAACUGGAUGCUAGGUAUAUUCCGUCAAAUUUCUCCAUUUGGUCAAUCAACAAUUCGCUGCUUUUCUAA
Serpula lacrymans var. lacrymans S7.9 is the source of this 1032-nucleotide messenger RNA. RefSeq lists its product as uncharacterized. The transcript is spliced from 6 exons. The record is from RefSeq and is a predicted model, not a curated record. NCBI's taxonomy places the organism in Eukaryota, Fungi, Basidiomycota, Agaricomycetes, Boletales, Serpulaceae. Bases 1 to 1032 code for a protein of 343 amino acids.